Molecule: messenger RNA, 4931 nt
Organism: Siniperca chuatsi (mandarin fish)
Lineage: Eukaryota; Metazoa; Chordata; Actinopteri; Centrarchiformes; Sinipercidae
Gene: podxl
Product: podocalyxin-like
Exons: 8
Coding region: 510-1997 (495 amino acids)
Biological process (GO): cell migration; positive regulation of cell-cell adhesion mediated by integrin; negative regulation of cell-cell adhesion
Cellular component (GO): microvillus membrane; apical plasma membrane
Source: RefSeq, a predicted model, not a curated record
AGUGAGUCCAGGGCUCUGGGAUUGGACCGGACUGGGUCUGCCCCUGGUUCCUCAUGAUAAGGGAGGCAGGGCCAGUCUUAGGGAAUGGGCAACGCUCCUGGUCUGCUACACUGGUUUCUAACAGCUGAACACUUUGCAGGAGAGUGAGGACUGACUGAGUACAAUACAGCACCCAGCCACUGUGGGAGAGAGAGAGAGAGAGAGAGAGAGAGACUCCGCUGAAACACUCUUCAGCCAGAUCCCCAACUCUGCAGAGAGGACAGAAAGAAGCAGCAGAGACAAACAAAAGCAUUCUUUGCUUUCAAUUUAAAAGAAAAAGGGGGGGAAAUAACAAUACGUGGGGCGAGAUCAUUUACUUGAGAAACAAAUUCAAGGAGAGCGGCGUGACAGCUCGGCGUCAGUCUGCGGCCAGACUCGGGCUUAUCGUCAUAAAACAGCUCCAAACACAAAGUAACGGAUUGUAGCGCAGCGUUGCAUGAAGGAUAAGUACAUCUGGGAGCAGGAACAGGAUGGGAGCGACUCUGAGGAUCACGUGGCUGCUGCUUUUACUCAGCUUCCUAUGUCACAGCGUCUGUUCAGAUACUACCGAUCAGAAUACCACUUCAGCGCCUACGAAUGCUACUUCUGCCAUGUCUGCAUCAUUGGUUGUGCCUGAUGGCAAUAUAUCUGGGAGUGAGCCAACUACUAAAAGUGAUUCCAAUCCAGAUGCACCUGAUGGUGGCACAACUGAAACACCACCGACUGGUAAUACCAGUAUGAAAAAUGAACCUACGCAGGCACAAACACCCGCAAAGCUAAACGAUAUAGUCCCCACGACUGCUAUCAUAGUGACUGCUACAUCCAGCCCUGCAGACAAGUCAGCCUCCACCCAACCACAAACAACCAAUGUCACAGACAACCCACCAGCACCUCCAACUGUCUCUAGCGGCGGUGCUAUUGUGGUGAAUAAUGCCACUCCUGCUGCUGCUGCUGCUGCUGCUACCACCAGCCCACUCAAGACCACGUCCACCGCUCCAUUAGCUGACAGCAGUGGCAGUUCAGUGGUAUCCCCCAGUGCUGCCACAAUACAGACGCCUAAAGUCCCUGUACCGAGCAUAUUCACUGGGACUGAAGGGCUUGUCACAGUGCAAGGAGAUCCUGGCAAUGUGGGGACAACCGAGAUCACAAAGGUCCCGACACAUACCCCUACGCCAGUGCAACAGUCCAUGACUCACACCACUAUCGCUUCCAAGACGAGCCAGGAGAACAGCAAAGAAAGUACCAAGGAAAACCCUGUGACAGUUACAAGCCACAAGCAGACAGCAUCGUGGGCCCCAGAGCUAGUUGGGAACACAGGGACCACCGGGACCACCAGCACCCCCUCCUCCCUGACCACGGCAGGAUCUCCUGUAGUAGAGACCACUGCGAGCAAAGCUGGAACCAUGUCUCUGCAAACCACCACCACUACCACAGCAGCUGCUCAGCCAAAGACAUUUUUGUAUUCUCUAAACAACGGGGACACGAAAGAAGAAGAGAAAGAUCUGGUGGAGGUGUGCAGGCGGCUGAUAGCGAAUUUGCAAGAUGGAAACUGCUCCCUGACAUGGCGGCACAACAAUGGCAAAAUACAGUUUGACUAUGUGGAGAUAAAUGGCAAAGUGAAAACCAGCCUGGCAAACCAGUAUUAUGAAGAAAUCACCAAGAAACCAACAGAUAACAAAACCCUGAUAGCCAUCCUGGCCUCCUGUGGAGCUCUGCUGAUCAUGAUUGUCAUCCUCGCUGUUUGUGCCUCGCACCACCGCAAGCCAUACAAUGAGAACCAGCAACACCUGACGGAGGAGCUUCACACGGUGGAGAAUGGUUACCACGACAACCCCACACUGGAGGUGAUGGAGGUGCAGCCGGAGAUGCAGGAGAAAAAGAUGGCGCUGAACGGAGAGUUCAACAACGACAGCUGGCUCGUCCCCAUCGACAACCUGCUAAAGGAGGAUAUACCUGAUGAGGAGGACACUCACCUGUAGAGAUGACUAGGGACAAAGAAGAUUAAAAACAGGACCGGGCUAAUUCCAGCCACACCAAAACAAACAAAACAAUCCACAUUUCUCGCUCCAUGCCAGCCCUGCCCACUCACCUUACACUCGUGACCCUGGGAAGACUUUCUCACAAAGAAAUACAUUCUAUUGAACAGCCAAGCCCCUAUAUUAAUAUGUUGUCUCUCUGUUGGAUUGAUUUUUAUUGUAUUUUGGUAUGAAAAAGAAAUGAGGAUAAAAAAAAAAAUCCAUCUUUGAGAAUGAAGUACCAAUGACAUUGUAGUGGCCUUGGAAACUUAAACAUGUUUGAAUAAUCCACUAAAUAAAUCACUCUUGUGCCUAUACAGUAGGUUUUAUAUAAAUAAACCCUUCCAACAGAGCACAAUUCAAAAUGUGUCAUUCUAAAAACUCAGAAAGUACGCCAAACCCCAAGAGGAUUGUGCCUUUUCUGAUUUGUACACAAGCACCUGUAAGUAGAGGAUUUUUAUGUUAUUUUCUGCAAGUGAGGAAGAGCCAGGUGAUGUUGCAAAAUGAUCACUUUGCUCUGGAGGCCUAAGAGGAAGAGGAUAAGAGCGGUAACAGCAAUGUCAGCCGCCUUGGCUGUUCUAGAGUUACUAACUUAGAUAGUUGACCUCAGGAUACUUCAAAGCAUCCUGGUGAUUUUCCACUAGUGCGUGUCGACUAUGAGGGAGCUGCCAGCGGCUGUAACUGGUGCAACUGAGCACUAACCUUAUUCAGAAAAAAAGAACAUGUCCACAGAGACACUGAUUAAGGCAGAUGGGUCUAUAGAAAUACGACAAAUGAAGGGUUUUAAUUCAAAAUGCCAUAUAUUGACUCAAAGUUGUUUUCAUGUGAUUACAAAAUGAUUGUACAGCAAUCAAGGGAAAAGGCUCCAGUCUUUUGUUCCCUCUUGCCUUCCAUACUUGGAGGAUAUCGCUCAGUAUUCUUAAAAGAAAAAUUAACUGAUCACAUGUUUUUGUGAGUUUUACAUACUGUAAUUAAAAAUUAAUUAUUUAAAUGCCUCAUUUUGAAACUUAACGGAUCAUUCCGGUUUACUACAUUUUAGGUCUUAUUUUAGUAGUUUUCCCCAAUAUUUCUAAUCGGCUAUAAAAACAUUGUACUCACCAAAGUAAUUACUGAGAUGUGGGAACAUGGCAACGUUGCUACAACAAAGUCUGCCGAGGCAAGACAUACGAGCAGUCAGACGAUCAGACAGGUUGUAAACAAGCCAACGGUUUAGCCAGAUUAUCUCAACCACUUAUUUGGAGGUAAAACUGAAAAUGAUCCACCCCCUAAAUGUUGCUUGAAUUCCCUUAUUGCACAGGAAAACUGUGUGCACACAAGUAUGGUAAGUACAGUGGGUCAAAUUUGAACCAGGGACCUGUUUCGAAAAAGUGGGCUCUGCUUACACAAUGACUGCAAAUGAUGGCCGCAUCAUGUUUCACGAAGUGUAGCUCAGAAAUCGCAGAUAAAUUCACAGGGCCCAUGCCAGUGCAUGGGUUGCGAAAAUGGCAUUGGAUUUGAUUAGUGAAACCUAUCAAAGUCACAGUGAGACUGUGUAACUUUUGGAAGAAGAAAUAACAAUAUUCCUCUUGCAAAUGAAAACUUGAAUUCACAAGCAAUAAAACAUACCCUUGAUUACUUUGGAGUUCUGCUGCUGGAUGCAUAGGAUGUCUAACUAACAUGUCAGUGGUUUUAUUACAAAACAGGAACUAAACACUUUACACCUCACCAAGAGAUAUGUAUGUUGUAUCCUGCUUGUGAUCACAUUCAACUCGCUCUCAGUCAGGCCAUCUAAUGAAGCAACUAACUCGAGAGAAUCUUUGAAAAUGAAGGGAAUCUGACCAGCUUGAAACAUGCUACAAUGGUUCAUUACCCUGUAAUGACCCAUUGUAGCAUGUUCCAAGCUGGUCUGUAAACUGUGAUGGAUGUUUACAACAGACAGUGAUAAUGUUACCGGUCGCCUUUGUUUUCUCUUCCAAAUAAGUCUGGCUAACCUGUCUGGUUGUCUGUAUGCUCGUUUCGUGCCCUGUGGACUGUACAGUGUAAUUAUUACUGACAGGACUGAUGGCAAAACUACUAAAAUAACACCCAGGCUAUAAUAAUGUGGAAUGCUCCUUUAACUACAGCAAAAUGACAAUAUCUUCUGAAACCAAUACCCAUAGCCCACAACAUUUCUCACUCUAACUGGAUGUUACAAUAAGGAAUUUUUAUGAGUCAAGUUGCAAAACAAGUUGAGAUGUUCCAGUUUAUGUGGACUAGGAUACGGAUACGUUGCUAUUUUGACAGCUGCAUCAAGUGAUUCUCCUUGAACAGAAAUAUCCCAAAAAUGGUAACUUCGCAUUGGUAAUGAGAAUAAUACUGGACUGAUGCUGAUUUUGCUUUUUAAAAACUGAUAUUGGUCAAUACUGAUGUGCAAAUAACUUGGUGCACCUCUGAAGAGAACACUGUAAAUAGUUUUUUCUCACGGUUGCUGAUGCUGGAGGGGAGGAGUCAUCUGACAUUUUAAGAUGCCUGACUUAACAUUAAAACCCUCCAAGCAGAACCUGAGCACAUUUGUGAUUUAUGGUUUUUCAUUUUGGAUUCUUUUAAGUUUAAUAAUUUACUUCCCUUUGAACCAAUUAAGAAGUUAAUAUAUAUUUACUUAUAUACAAGUGAAUCCUUCACCUUGGGCACUCCAAUCAACUUCUUUGGGUUUUUUUUUAAUUGUGUUUGUGUGUAUGUCUACAGUUUCACUUUUAUUAUAGUUUCUGAUAUUUUCACCAAAGUAUGUUACCAGUAUUUUAUGUAUUUAUGGUUUGUUUGCUGCUGAAGGCAAACAACAGGGGUCUGACACACUGGAAGCUGUAAAUUGUCGAUCGCUUUGGCGGUCACGUUGUUCUACCUGUUCAGAUUUGCAAAUAAAGGAAGUGUUUUUCCACUUUG